This is a messenger RNA of Bicyclus anynana (squinting bush brown), 1702 nucleotides long. RefSeq names its product mucin-17. Gene Ontology annotation, molecular function: serine-type endopeptidase activity. Gene Ontology annotation, biological process: proteolysis. The record is from RefSeq and is a predicted model, not a curated record. The coding region runs from base 1 to 1581 and encodes 526 amino acids. Lineage: Eukaryota; Metazoa; Arthropoda; Insecta; Lepidoptera; Nymphalidae. The transcript has 6 exons.
AUGAACACAGAGGGUAGUCAGAGCCGCAUCGUGUCGGGCUGGGAGGCGCUGCCCGGGCAGCACCCGCACCAGGUGUCGUUGCGCAUGGUGAACCCGCUGGGCUCCGUGUCGCGCGCCGCUAACACAGGGGUAGGACGCGUCACCAUAGUGGUCCGCGCGGGGCUGGUUUCGCUGCUGCGGCCGGAGAUGAUAGUGGAGACGACGAGCUACUACAACCACCCCACCUUCGACAGUACCAGGCCCACCGUGGUGCAGCCGAAUGAUAUCGCGCUGCUGGAAUUGCCCAUCAAGUUGGAGUACUCCAGAAAUCUACAACCGAUCCGCAUCCAGCCAUCAGCACACGCCUUCAGGAACUAUGAAAAUCUGGUCGUCCACACGAGUGGCUUCGGUCGAACUUGGACGAACGGUAAAGUAGAAACAUUCUUGUGUGUGUGUGCCUACUCUAGGAUACUUAUCCGAACGAGCUCUGUCACAAAAAGCUUCUCUGCGCUAAUACUCGAUUUAAAAGUAAGUGAUUGUACUGCUCGCAGGUCCUACCACGGAGGAGCUGCGCUGGGUGUACCUGCGCGCCGUGUCCAACCCCACGUGCGCCGGCGUGUUCGGCUCCGGCAUCAUCACCGCCACCACCAUCUGUGCGCGCUACUUCAACGUCACUUCGCAGUCCACCUGCCAGGUGAGGGCACCGUCACAACUGUCAGCAGCGCUACAGAGGAGCUGCGCUGGGUGUACCUGCGCGCCGUGUCCAACCCCACGUGCGCCGGCGUGUUCGGCUCCGGCAUCAUCACCGCCACCACCAUCUGUGCGCGCUACUUCAACGUCACUUCGCAGUCCACCUGCCAGGGUGACAGCGGCGGCCCGCUGGUGCACGUGGACGAGCAAGGAGUGCCCGUGCUCGUCGGAGUCAGCUCCUUCGUGGCCGGCGAGCCGUUCGGCUGCCACUCGGGCCUGCCAGCCGGCUUUGCCCGCCCCGGACCUUUCCACGCCUGGUACAGGGACGUUACUGGUCUCGAUUUUGAAAAUUUAAACGAAGAGGAGGAUGAUACCACUUCUACUACAACUACCACAACAACUACUACUACUACCCCUACGACUACUACCCCUACGACUACUACCCCUACGACUACUACCCCUACGACUACUACCCCUACGACUACUACCCCUACGACUACUACCCCUACGACUACUACCCCUACGACUACUACCCCUACGACUACUACCCCUACGACUACUACCCCUACGACUACUACACCUGCGUCUACUACCCCUACUACCAGUACUCCUACCACUGUUACCCCUACUACUACUAGCUCUACUCCUACUAUCACUACCAGUGCCCCUUCUACAACUACCUAUUCUACCACAACCACAACCCCUUUCACUACCACAUAUUCAACAACUCCUCGUAUUCCUCCUACUCCUCCAACUACUCCUCCUAUUCCUUCUACUACUCCUCCCAUCACUCCAGAUGGUGACGAUGAUGAGGAUGAUGACCCUGAAGUUUCGGAACUUCUUAAAAGAUUAGACGUAAAAGUUAAAGUUCUGGUCAGCUUGAGUAAGAACGACAGAGUCCGAGUUCAAUAAAAUAACAUGUUGAUAUACCUGACGUAAAAUAAUUUAUUUCGAUACCUUUGAGACAUACGGUCAUUCUAUACAGUUUGAUUGUUAAAUAUUUAUUAAAUAAAUUAUUAUGGUUUAAAAAUUA